Armigeres subalbatus is the source of this 833-nucleotide messenger RNA. RefSeq lists its product as uncharacterized. Gene Ontology annotation, molecular function: proteasome binding. Gene Ontology annotation, cellular component: endoplasmic reticulum. Gene Ontology annotation, biological process: proteasome core complex assembly. The record is from RefSeq and is a predicted model, not a curated record. Bases 3 to 809 code for a protein of 268 amino acids. The transcript is spliced from 2 exons. Lineage: Eukaryota; Metazoa; Arthropoda; Insecta; Diptera; Culicidae.
GUAUGUCAAACAAAGCGACUUGCACAAAUUUUGUUGCUUUCAUUUUUACACCGGUUUUAAUUUCAUUUCGAUCGAAAUUUAACCAAUUUAACGGAGAUUUACAUAAAAUGAGUCUCAAUUUUGGAGAAAUCGUAGAACCAUCAACCCGUGCCUUCUGGGAUGACUACGAUGAGGGAGAAGAAAAUCUAACACCCCUUCAGCCCCUCGAAUGGGAAUGGUUGAACGAGGAUAACGUUGAGCAACAACCGGCCAGUAUCAAACACCUGUUGAUACUGGAGGGGCCGAGGAUUUCCGCUUUUGCUGGCACCGCUGUGCUGAAAGGAAGAUCGCCCAUUUGUCAGCUCAACAGCGGAACAAUUAGCGUUUACUACGUCGUAGAGAAGGGCUUGCUGGUUUGCGUUUCGGAGGAACAGGAUUUGAACGCAUUCGGGAGGGCGACAGAGAAAUUGGCCAAUUGGCUGGACAAGGCCGAGGAAGUGAUUGCCAUUUCGUUCCAACCGUCGGUGAUGCACAAGGGAACGACGGGCAACGAUUCGGAGCAGGUAUGCUUCAUAAGAAGCAUAAAUGGGCAGCUGAGCAAAAUUCAAAAACUCGAGGCACCCAAUGUUAUCACGGGACUGGCUGGCGGGGCCCUGAGUUACAGGAAGUUCAAAGAUCAGAAGGCAUCCGUUUAUGUGUGCUUUUUGGAUUCGUGUGUACUGGACUCUGUUUCGGCCAAACCAAUCCUUGGAUUGUUGAAAUCAUUGUCAAUCGAUUGCGACGAUUCCUAUCAGCUGAAAUUCAAGGUUGGUUCGAAUUUGUAUUUGUGAAUAAAUAAGCUGAGAUUCUUAAAA